Messenger RNA from Sorex fumeus (smoky shrew), 1236 nucleotides. RefSeq names its product zinc finger protein 420-like. The record is from RefSeq and is a predicted model, not a curated record. The transcript has 2 exons. Lineage: Eukaryota; Metazoa; Chordata; Mammalia; Eulipotyphla; Soricidae. The annotation marks the transcript as partial. Gene Ontology annotation, biological process: regulation of DNA-templated transcription.
GCUGUGAACUUCACCCCGGAGGAAUGGUCAUGCCUGGAGGCCUCUCAGUGGAAGCUCUACAGGGACGUGAUGCUGGAGACCUACCAGCAUCUGCAGGCUGUCGCAUGUGGGAAGGCCUUCGAUCAAUCAUCACAUCUUAUUAUGCACAGGAGAAUUCAUACAGGAGAGAAACCUCAUGAAUGUCAGACAUGUGGGAAGGCCUUCAUUCACAUGUCUAAUCUUAAGAGACAUAUGAAAACUCAUAGUGGAGAGAAGCCUUAUGUAUGUCAGGAGUGUGGUAAUACCUUUACUCGAUCCUCAGGCCUGAGUACACAUAGGAGAAUUCACACUGGAGAGAAACCGUAUAAAUGUAAGGAGUGUGGAAAGGCCUUUACUCAAUCCUCAAGCCUCAGUACACAUAGGAGAAUUCACACUGGAGAGAAACCGUAUGUAUGUAAGGAAUGUGGGAAGACCUUUGCUGUAGCCUCAGGUCUUAGUGUACAUAAGAGAAUUCACACUGGAGAGAAACCUUAUAUAUGUAAGGAAUGUGGGAAGGCCUUUGUUGCAACCUCAAAACUUACUGUACAUAGGAGAGUUCACACUGGAGAUAAACCAUAUAUAUGUAAGGAAUGUGGGAAGGCCUUUAUUGAAGCCUCAGGCCUUAGUAUACAUAGGAGAAUUCACUCUGGAGAGAAACCGUAUAUAUGUAAGGAAUGUGGGAAGGCCUUUGCUGUAGCCUCAAGGCUUAGUGUACAUAGGAGAAUUCACACUGGAGAGAAACCGUAUAUAUGUAAGGAAUGUGGGAAGGCCUUUGCUACAGCCUCAAGACUUAGGAAACAUAGGAAUUUUCACACUGGAGAAGGACCAUAUAUAUGUAAGGAAUGUGGAAAGGCCUAUGCUUGGGCCUCAGCAUUUAGAGAACAUAGGAAAAUUCACACUGGAGAGAAACUGUAUAUAUGUAAGGAAUGUGGGAAGGCCUUUGCUGUAGCCUCAAGACUUAGUGUACAUAGGAGAAUUCACACUGGUGAGAGACCGUAUAUAUGUACGGAAUGUGGGAAGGCCUUUGCUGUAGCCUCUACUCUUAGGGAACAUAGGAAUAUUCACACUGGGGAGAAACCAUAUAUAUGUAAGGAAUGUGGGACGGCCUUUGCUAGACCCUCAAAACUUACUGUACAUAGGAGAAUUCACACUGGAGAGAAACCAUAUAUAUGUAAGGAAUGUGGGAAGGCCUUUGCUGGAGCAUCAAGACUUACUGCU